Molecule: messenger RNA, 3497 nt
Organism: Eupeodes corollae
Lineage: Eukaryota; Metazoa; Arthropoda; Insecta; Diptera; Syrphidae
Gene: CngB
Product: cyclic nucleotide-gated cation channel beta-3
Exons: 9
Coding region: 201-3395 (1064 amino acids)
Biological process (GO): monoatomic cation transmembrane transport
Cellular component (GO): intracellular cyclic nucleotide activated cation channel complex; plasma membrane
Molecular function (GO): intracellularly cAMP-activated cation channel activity; protein-containing complex binding; intracellularly cGMP-activated cation channel activity
Source: RefSeq, a predicted model, not a curated record
AUCUGUCAAACGUAAGUUCUCGUUCGCUGCAAUGGAGGUGAUACAAAUAUUUUGCGUUUCUUAAAAAUAAAAUAAUUUUAUAGUCGGUUCAUUGUUCCAAACAAAUAUUUGUAUCCAUUGUUUUACUUUUUGCAAUCUAAUCUGAAUAAUAUACAAUUUCCAUAAAUAGAAAGCAAUAAAAACAAAAUUCCGAGUCCAUCAUGGAUAAAGUUGGAUUAUUGCGAAAGCCUUUUGGCUGCGAGUCAGAAUAUCUGUUAAAGUCAUCGCCGAAUAUUUUGGAGAAUUUUCCAUACGAAGAUUUUCGCAAGGCCGCCCGCAAAAUGACCUCUCCACCUGCAACACGUGCCAACAGACCGAUAUCGCCAAUGUUCUGCGAUACCUUGGAACGUCAUCCGUUUAUGAGGAAUGUCAUAAAUUCGAAGGGGUUUGAGAUCAAAUAUUCGUCACCAAGUGAGAAGGAAGCAUCAGUGAGAAAGAGUUUGGAGGAAAUUUCGAAGGAUAUCAAAGAAAUCGAAGAUUUUCUCACUGUCACCGAAAAUAUUAUCCGCAGGGAAAAAGAACGUGACAGAGAGCUGUAUGCACGAGAGAAAAGACGAAAACUGGAAGAGAAACAAAGACGGAAGUCCGGUGAGAUAUCAAGUCCGAAUAAGGAGAACAAAACACCGAGUCCUUUAAAAAAGACCACGCCAGCUACGUCGAGGAAGAACUCCCAGCGAGGUAUUACCUACAAAAUAAACUCCUUCAAGAAUAAAAGAUCCAAGCCGGGUAGUCCAAGGUUCUUAAAUUCUAAGCUUUACUUUCGAAAUGGAAAGAUUGGAUGCCUUGAAGCAGAGCAAAAUGCUUCGAACAUCGAAAGCACACAUGCUUUGGUUAAACACAUUCUCCAGUAUGAAAACGAGAAGCCUCUAGUAAGCCCUGAGAGUGUUCGAAAGGUUUUGAAUGAAUGUCUGUUGCCAGGGCAGGUUCCAUUCGAAGAAUAUGAAGAAUCAGGCAGACCUCUUAUGGUAGAAGCUGAGAAAGUAGUGGGGGAGCUGAACUUUACAGAUGAGAAUUUUGAUAGUUUAUCAGAGCCUAUUGCGAAUACAGUUGUGGAGGAGGAGGAUGGUGAUGAGAAAGAUAUGCAAAUCUGUUACAAUGAAGCUCCCGACUUGCCCAAUGAGGAGAAGAACACUCGUGAAGCACAGGAAAACGUUUUGGACAGUGAAUUGGUAGCUGUGGAUACCCAUGACGCCCAAACCAACACUAUAGACAGGUCAACUCCGGGAAGUCUUGAUUCCGAUGGACAGCAGUUUCUUCGGGACCAAGUUCGCCAUUUAGUCCGUAGGUUCACAGCGCGGGCAAACAAGGUCAAAUCCCGAUUAGAGUUGCCACCAACUCCUUCCAGCAGUGCCAGCUCUCCAUCUCCACCACCACCUUCGGCGCCCGUCUCUAUAACAAAACAACCCAAUAAAAGUGACAGCCAUUCAAAUAUCAAAAUACUAAACCGAAACAACCGGAGUCACUUCGAAGCAGACAACCCACAGUCAAGCCUCUGGCUUUGCUCCAGUCUUUGUGGCAGUAAUAACGACGAGAAAACUCUCGACCCACAAGGGAAAAUCUAUAUUUCCUGGCUGUGUGUUGUUUCCAUCAGCUUUCUCUACAACGCUUGGGUUAUCCCUUUGCGGUCUACGUUUCCCUUUCAGACUCCGGAAAACACGAACGCAUGGCUUAUUUGCGACUUUUGUGCUGAUCUUAUUUAUCUUCUGGACGUGAUAUUUUUUAAGCACCGUGUAAUGUAUCUUUUCGAAGGUUUCUGGGUAAAGAAUAAAAAUCUGACGCGGAAGAACUAUAUGCGAAAACUACAGUUUAAACUCGAUCUCCUGUCACUUUUACCUUUGGACCUGUUGUAUUUCAAGUUCGGUACAGGAGCUGUUUAUUGGCGAUUUCCAAGAUUCUUAAAAAUUCAAAGUUUCUGGGAAGUCUUCAAGCUACUCGAUCGAGUCAUUUCGUCACCACAUUUUGUUCGAGUUGCUAAGACACUGACCUACAUGCUUUAUAUGAUACACCUCACAGCUUGUUCGUAUUAUGCGUAUAGUUCGUAUCAAGGUCUUGGAGUCAAUCGUUGGGUAUUUAGUGGAAAAGGUCAUCCGUACGUAAGAUGUUUUGCAUUUGCAACUAAGACUGCUACAUCAAUUGGAAAAAAUCCAAAACCCGAAAGGGAAGGUGAAUAUGUCUUCAUGACAGCUGCUUGGCUGAUGGGAGUGUUCGUAUUUGCCUUGCUUAUUGGUCAAAUCCGAGAUAUUAUCUCAACUGCAACCCGAAAUAAAAACGAAUACCGUCAGCUUGAAGAUGAAACUCUUGAAUAUAUGCGACGUUUGAAUUUACCAAACGAAGUUCAGAGAAGAGUUAAAAUGUGGUUUAAAUUUACUUGGGAUCAGCAGAGAACAUUGGAUGAAAGCAACAUAUUGGAUUCACUACCAAUUAAUCUGAAAACAGACAUUGCCAUCUCUGUGCACAUUCAGACUCUAUCAAAAGUUCAACUUUUUGCCGACUGCGAAGAGGCAUUGUUGAGAGAUUUAGUGCUUAAGCUACGAGCGGUGACCUUUCUGCCAGGCGAUUAUGUGUGUCGCAAAGGUGAAGUUGGUCGUGAAAUGUAUAUAAUUAAGUUGGGACAAGUUCAAGUAAUGGGCGGUCCCAGCAAUGACAUUGUUCUUGCCACACUCUCGGAAGGUUCGGUAUUUGGAGAGAUCAGUCUGCUUGGUAUAAAUGGGGCUGAUCGACGGACGGCGGAUGUACGAUCAAAGGGCUAUGCAAAUUUAUUUGUUCUCUCGAAGUCCGAUCUAAAUGAAGUUAUCGUUUACUAUCCAAAUGCACAAGCUAUUCUUAAGAAACGUGCCAGAAGUCUCAUGCGUAAAAAUGCCGCCCGAGAACGUGAGGAAGCUCGAAGAAGUGCCAUGCAAGCCGAUGUAGUGAUAGGUAAUCCCAAAACUCCUGAAACACCACCAAAACUUCUUAAGACAGUCAUCCAAGCUCUGUCUCAUGAAUCUCCAGCUGUAAUGUUGAUUACCAAAGGAUCAAAACGACUCCAGAGAAGAUCGGAAAACAAGGAAAAAGCAUUAGCAUUAGAUGAGGCAAAUCAAGCUGCGACAGCGUCGUCAUCAUCGGUUACAGCACCUUCAGUACCUGCUGUAGCAUCUCAAACAUCAACAACUGAGGAAAAUGCACAAAAUAGUUUUUCAAUUCUAAAUGAAAAACGACCUAAAUCUCCAGAUCUUCUUUCAUUGAUACAAAUCGAACUGAAGAAUAAGAAUAAGUUUAUCAACUUAACCGAUUCCGAGAAGGCACUUAUAAUAUCGAACAGUAGCAGUAGUUCGUUGAGUGGCGAAUGUGAUGUCACUGUACACAAUGAAAUGUAAAUUUUAUAAAUAAUUACUUUUUAAUUUUUUUUUCUUCAGGAAACUGAAGUCAAAUUAUUAUUAACUAUUGAAUAGCACAUAAAAUUAAAUGUUAAAAAUAUG